UACAACGUUUAGCAUCAAACUUCGGUUAGACCAACAUCCGGAGGGACUUACUUUAUGUAACUGUUCUAGGGAGACGCCGAACAGCGCUGUGCAUCGUAUAAAGGGCCAGCUAUGUACACCGUUUUCUCCAGUCUACUUAUCCUUGCAAUCAGAAACAAUGACCUACACCAUCGCAGUCAGAACCAUCGACACCACUGCCAGCGACCCUGGUUUCACGGUCGUCGAGAAAACUGUGUGGUAUUACGCCAAUGGCGGAACGUGGUCUAACACAGGCUCUAUAGAGACGCUCGUCAUGGGCGGCAGCGGCACGUCUGGUGCGCUCCGCUUCAGAAAUGGCGCCGGGGAGGAGUUCCUUGUAACGCUGGGCAUCCACAACUAUAAUGUAUGGUGCGAUGCCGUCACUGACCUCGCGCCUGGAGACACGGGCUUGAAGAUUCACACCGAGUACUACACAGGCUAG
This is a messenger RNA of Suillus subaureus, 460 nucleotides long. Its product is annotated as Cytolysin/lectin. NCBI's taxonomy places the organism in Eukaryota, Fungi, Basidiomycota, Agaricomycetes, Boletales, Suillaceae. The transcript is spliced from 2 exons. Bases 158 to 460 code for a protein of 100 amino acids. The record is from RefSeq and is a predicted model, not a curated record.